Messenger RNA from Morone saxatilis (striped sea-bass), 4740 nucleotides. RefSeq names its product AP2-associated protein kinase 1-like. Lineage: Eukaryota; Metazoa; Chordata; Actinopteri; Moronidae. The record is from RefSeq and is a predicted model, not a curated record. Bases 88 to 3435 code for a protein of 1115 amino acids. Gene Ontology annotation, biological process: protein phosphorylation. Gene Ontology annotation, molecular function: protein kinase activity; ATP binding. The transcript has 20 exons.
AAUUCAGCGCACAGGAAACAGGGGGCAGCUCGUCUCUGAUUGAAGAACAUAAAAACAUACAAUAACUCCUCCGGUCGUUUCGACAACAUGAGGAAGUUCUUUGAUUCUCGUCGGGAGUUGGUGAGCUCUGGGCCCGGUUCUGGAGGAGGAGGUGGCAGCUCCGGGUCCAGUCAUGCAGGCGGAAAUUUCAUUGGCAGAGCCUUCACUGUCGGGCGGCACCAAGUCACCGUUGAGGAGAUCAUUGCUGAAGGCGGUUUUGCAAUCGUGUUCCUGGUGCGAACAAAUCAAGGGGUGCGUUGUGCCCUGAAGAGGAUGUAUGUCAACAACGAGCACGAUCUGCAGGUGUGCAAAUGCGAGAUUCAGAUAAUGAAAGACCUUGUCGGUCACAAGAAUAUUGUUGGGUAUCUGGACUCCAGUAUUACAGCUAUGGGAUCAAGGGAUGUAUGGGAGGUUCUCAUACUUAUGGACUACUGCAAGGGGGGGCAGGUGGUGAAUUUGAUGAAUCAGAGGCUGCAGACUGGCUUCACCGAGGCGGAGGUGCUGCAGAUCUUCUGUGACACCUGUGAUGCUGUGUCUCGUCUGCACCAGCGCAAGACACCCAUCGUCCACAGAGACCUCAAGGUGGAGAACAUCCUCCUGCAUGACAAGGGUCAUUAUGUGCUGUGUGACUUUGGCAGCGCCACUAACAAAUUCCAGAGUCCACAGACGGAAGGAGUGGCCACCGUGGAGGAAGAGAUCAAAAAAUACACCACCUUAUCAUAUCGAGCCCCUGAGAUGGUGAACCUCUACAAUAACAAGAUUAUAACCACAAAAGCAGAUAUCUGGGCGUUGGGCUGUUUGCUGUACAAGUUGUGCUUCUUCACUCUGCCCUUUGGUGAAAGCCAGGUGGCCAUCUGUGAUGGCAGUUUCACCAUUCCAGAUAACUCCCGCUACUCUUAUGAUCUUCACUGCGUCAUUCGGUACAUGCUGGAGCCGGACCCAGACAAAAGACCAGAUAUCUACCAGGUGUCCUACUUUGCUUUUAAACUGGCUCAGCGGACCUGCCCUGUUCAGAAUGUGAAGAAUUCUCCAAUUCCAUCUAAACUUCCUGAGCCAAUCAAAGCGAGUGAGGCUGCUGCAGCAAAGAAGAGCCAAACUAAGUCCAGACUGACAGAUCCAAUUCCCACCACUGAAACCUCCAUCACCCCUCGCCAGAGGCCCAAAGCAGCACAUACCCAGCCUGCGGCUGGCAUCUUACCAAUCCAGCCUGCUGCUCUCACCCCUCGCAAGCGGGCUAAUCUCCCUGGUGGUGUAGCUCAGCCUGUGGGAGUCAGCUUAGACCUCUCUCAGCCAGCUGCAGCUCUGCAGUCACAGAAGGCACAGACUGCAGUUCUGCCACACAUCCAGUCACAAAACAAUUCAAGUCAGGCUAUGGCUCCACAGAAGCAGCCGGCGCAGCCAGCAGCAGCUACAGGGGCAGAGACUACCACAGCAGCAGCAGCAGUCGUGUCACCAGUGACCAAGACUGACAUUCAACCGCAAGCACAGCCAAUAGUUCAGCAACAGACCACACCUCCCUCCAUGGUCGGCGCCAACUCCCAGCAGGCGCAGGCGCCAUCGAGCCCGGCCCCACCUCAACGUCCAGCUCGACGCAAGCAGGCCGCCCAGGCUCAGCAGCCAGCGGCUCAGCCUUCACCCAACAAACCGGCCCCUGGUCAGCCGCCUGCAUCUCUUCAGCAGCAGAUAACUCAGCCAGCAGCUGCCCAGGCUCAGCCCGCCUCCACCGAGAUCAGCCAAAGAGCAGCUGAAACGACUCCACCUGCUUCUCCAAAGACAACUGAAGAACGGGGCCACCAGCGCAUACCAAGUGAUGCCACAGCUAGCACCAUUUCUAGCGUCCCAGUGAGUGACUCCUCACAGCAGCCACAAGGAGCUAAUGGAGGCACUGCCUUCAACCAAUCACUUACAUCUCAACCAAGCUCCACCCAACCUGUUCAGCUCGGUGUUGGUGAUGCAGGACAGGACCAAAGCAAAGCUGGAAGCACUGCUCCUGCCACUGGCGGUGACACCAGCACCCCCACACAGUCUAUGUGGAACCCAUUUGAAGAUGACAACUUCUCCAACCUCACUGCAGAUGAAUUCAAAACUGAGGACAAAAAGCCUGCUGACCUACCUAUAGAAAUUGAGUCAACAUCUGACUCGGGAGUUGAGGAGUUGAUACCAGGCCUGCAGGCCUCAACUGUGGAUAAUACACCCCAAGAAACUGUUGAACAACCAUCAGCCAGUCUUGAUUCAGGAGCUUCGCUGUUGAUCGUCCCAGAUCCUUUUCAUACCCUCGAACUCUCAGACACACCAGCGAAGCUGAUUGAAGGACUCAAAUCUCCAGACACGUCUUCACUCAUGCUUCCCGACCUCUUGUCAUUGUCUGAUCCCUUCGGUGGCUCUGUGGAAGAGUCUGCAAAAGACCCUCUCACUGCAGACGACUCUCUCCUGGGCUGCUCUCUGAUCUCUGGUCCGUCCGCCCCGCCGGCAGCAAGCAGCGCCACCUCCUCUGUCUCUUCUGCUCCCACAUCCGCUGCCUCUGCUUUGGAUGAUUUCAGCCUGUUGUCUGGAGAAUCUGCACAGCCUAAAGCAGCAGACUCAUCUCUUCUGAUCUCAGACUUUGAGCCCCAGCAAGCCACUGCAGAGGCCGGCACAGAGGACGAGUUUGAUCCUAUUCCCGUCACAGGCCGAAAGAACUCCCAGGACCUGCAGAGGGAGCUCAAUGUGCUGCAAGCUGUUAGGAAUGUGGCUUCUGUGCAGUUGACUGAGGAGAAUCAGAGGCAGAGGAUUCAGCAGAGGACUGCCGCAUGUGUUUAUGAUAAAAACAUGUCGCCAUCUGAUGAAAGAAGCAUACAAUACACUACAACAGCAGCUACUUCCACCAGCCUGCAGUCUAUACAUGCUGACCAAGUGGCCCAGCCCCGGCCCCCGAACAGCCCAGCCAGUGAUGUCUUCCAGCUGGCCCCUUUUAAAACGCCAGGAAAAGAAAGCAAGAUGGCAUUCAGCAGCGCCUCCUUCUCUGUGUCUCAUAAACCUGCUGAGGCAUCCGAUGUUUUCCUCCAGGCACCGUUUGGAAGGCGGCAUGAAACCACCAGAGCUGUUCCUAGUAACACUCACAUAUUAAAGUCUGGUACACAGCACAUUCAACCCAUCAAACAGUGUCACCUGGUCCCAGUAUCAUCCCCUCCUGCUCCUCAGUCUCUUGGUAUUCAGGCCCCUCGUGUGCACAUGGAGACUCCUCUGCUCCAGCAGCCGGUGGCGGUGCACCGGGUCGUCUCCAGGAUCGGUCAGCAGGCCGCCGUAGGUUCGGUGGCUGUGGGGCCUCUGCAUGCCUGGACCAUUGGGGGAAGAGCUCUGGAUGACCCGUUUACCGCCGCACCCUUUCAGCCAAGAUGCUCUCAGGGGAAACCUUGAUUUUAUAAUCUCCUUUUAAAAUAUGCCAAGUCAAGAAUUUUUUUUUUUCUGUAACUUAAGAAGGAGCCAAAGUGCAGUUCGGUCGAAGUAUUACCCAAUUUUAUAAUGUCGUUAUACUCUCAUUAUUACUGCAGUAUUAAAAUGAGUAAAUUAUCCUUUUACCAUUAAUGUACUUGUUUAAACUCAAAGUUCUACCUCAGUCAUGUGAGUGCAUCAUCAGCACUUUACAAACAGUCUGAUCUUGGACUGAGAAGUUAAGGUGAACUUGAAGGAUCGGUCCUGAACCUAAAACUCAGUUUAGCAUCAAAAAGGGUUUAAUUAAAGGCCUAAUCUGUACUUUUUUUUACUAUGUAGAUAAGUUUUAUUCAAAUAAUGAAUAAAAAGUAGUUAUUGUGUAUCUCCGUUAUCAUAAUUAAAAAUUAGGGUCUGUUUUACUCAGACCUUUACAAACAUUACUGUUGUAGGCACUUUUUUUUUAACAAAAUCAGAAAACAUUAAUAGCUUAGAGGUAAAGUUUUUAGUUUUAGUUUUCUAAUUCUGUUUUAAAUCUUUCUGGUUGUUAACAUUUAGAUUACGGAUUGUGCCUUUAAUAUCAGUGGUGUCAUUGCAGGCCUCUGGUGAAUAUUCAGCAUCGGUGCUGCAAGGGAUACCAAUAUUCAGCUGCAAGCCAAAGAUAUAAUUGGAAGAGAAAUAUAAUGGUGUGAAACAGUUUUCACACAGACAAAAAUAUUAUAAAUAAAUAUUAUUAUAUAAUAAAUAUUUUCAGAAAAGACAGGCAAGUUGCACAAAAUCCCAAAUGGCUGGUCACUAGAGAGCAUUAUACUGGAACCAGUAUAAUGUUAAGAUUUGCAAGGGUUUAAAUGUCCUUAUUUUAAGCCUAAUUUACCUGCUUUACAGCUUAAUAAUUGUAUGUUGCUGCUGCCGUUUUCCCACAAACUGCACCAGUGUUACAUUUUGUUGUUUUUUGACUGAUGUUUGUUUUUGGUCUUUUAAUGAUACAUAUCAUGUCUGUGGUUCUGAUUCACUGAAGUCUUGCAACAUAACUCUCAAGAGUUGCUAAAGACCACAAAAGAACCAUCAUCUCUACCGAGCUUAAUUCCUAAGUAAGUUUCUCUUAAAGUGAAUUUUGAAAAUGCUUCUAAUGUUGCUUUAUACUUUGGCAUAGAUGAGGUCUUUUUUGUAAACCAUGCUGCCUUUGCUAACAGUAUUUGUAUAUUUCUAUAUUAUCUGGCUAUUAUUAUUGGACAUUAGGAAAGGUGACAAGUGAACUUUAAACUGCAUUUUAUUAAAGGGUUGGAAACAUAA